Molecule: messenger RNA, 2460 nt
Organism: Cladophialophora yegresii CBS 114405
Lineage: Eukaryota; Fungi; Ascomycota; Eurotiomycetes; Chaetothyriales; Herpotrichiellaceae
Exons: 2
Coding region: 1-2460 (819 amino acids)
Biological process (GO): Ras protein signal transduction; protein ubiquitination
Cellular component (GO): cytoplasm
Molecular function (GO): ubiquitin protein ligase activity; zinc ion binding
Source: RefSeq, a predicted model, not a curated record
AUGCCAGACUAUUUCUUUCACGUGGCUAUUGAACUAUUUACUGAGUCGUCGUUUAAUCCCAGGCAGACUGAAGACCAGACUCCUCCGAGCGUGUUGCCUUUCUUCAAGGCGCUGAGACCUUUUCGAAGUACCCCAGGGCGACGUCAAUCGAGGGACCAUUCGUUCGACCAGAGAAGAGAAACACCUCAGAGUAGUGGUCGUAUUCAGCCCCCGGCGAAGCCUGAACAACCGCACCUUGAGAUCCCGCAUUCUGAUUCCAAAGACCACCGGUUGGAUAACAUUGUCCUCGAAGGCGCAGACAUGUCGGCCAAAUCUGAAGGCGGAGUGGCCAUGGCUAAAGAGGAGAACAUAAUCGAAAAAGGCAUUGGAAGUGCAAUAUCUGGACAUCACAUGAAGGGCAGGUUCGAGGCUUUACCACGUCACGACGGAGCGGAGGGCUGGGGUAUUGUGCACCUCUACAGGGAUUCUGAAGAGACGGCAGGAUUGUACAAGGACUCGGCAUACAGGUCUAGUGAUCUCUGGAGCGAUGGGGUGCGCACCUCAGCAUCAGCGAAGCCUCAUCCUCCUCCGAAGGAUGAAGAGUGUACGACGCUCUGUAUAUUGGCCGUUCCCUCCUAUAUGACUCCUUCAGACUUCCUAUCCUGGGUUGGUGAGAGCACAAGAAACGAAGUCAGCCACUUCAGGAUGGUGCGGACGUCUAGAGCGAACCGAUAUAUGGUUUUGAUGAAAUUCAAGAACGGGAAACGGGCAAGAGAGUGGCAAUACGAGUGGAAUGGAAAGGUCUUCAAUAGCAUGGAGCCAGAAACAUGCCAUGUCGUCUUUCUCAGGUCCGUGGAACUGAUUCAGACUUCAUCACUGGAACAGAGCAGUGGACUGAGCUCACCUUCAACAAGCUAUCCUCGCAUGUCCGACGAUCCUUUCAUUCCAACCUCAACGACCACCAAACCUCUAGCUCCUCGGACGCCCUCUCUCGUUGAACUCCCCACUUGCCCUGUUUGCCUUGAGAGAAUGGAUGAAACUACCGGCUUACUGACAAUACCCUGUCAACAUGUCUUCCACUGUACAUGUCUCGAGAAAUGGAGUGGCGGUGGAUGUCCUGUUUGUCGGUACACCCACGAUGACUUCUCUUCACGGCUCACGCUGUCCAAGUCCAAGAGCAAGACCUCUGCUGGAGAAUACGAAGCCUAUGACGGACCGCUGGAGUGCGAAGUCUGUCAUGCCGACACAAGCUUGUGGCAAUGCUUGAUAUGCGGCAAAGUCGGUUGUGGCAGGUAUGAAGGCAAACACGCCUAUGCACAUUUCGAAGAGACUGGCCACACAUUCAGCAUGGAACUGGAGAGCAAGAGAGUUUGGGAUUACAUUGGUGAUGCUUACGUACAUCGCAUCAUCCAAGACGCUGCGCAACCGGGUGAAAAGCUAGUUGAGCUACCAGGCCGACGGCGUGAACCCACUGCUCUUCAAGGGCAGGAGGAUAUUGAGAUGGCCAAGUUGGACAACAUUGCUUUGGAGUAUACCCAUCUGCUCACCAGUCAACUGGAAAGCCAAAGAACCUAUUUCGAAGAGGUGGUGCAGCGAGCUGUUGACAAGGCGUCCGUUGCUAUGAAGCAAGCUGAGCGUGCGGUGGAAGAGAGUCGAUUAGCCACUGAGAGACUCCAGGCUCUCGAGAGCGAACAUGACGUUGUUGCUAAAGGGCUUGUGCCAGACCUUGAGAAAGAAAAGGCACGUCUUGAAAAGCGCAGCACCAAGUUCGAGGAGAUGGCCCGCAACAUGAGCCAGAAGUUCCAAGAAGAACAAGCGAUCUCAAGAUCGCUGAUGGAGCGUAUGGAGCACCAACAAACCUUCCAGACGAAGGAGAUCCAGACACUGAAGGAGACGAUACAGCGACUGGAAGAAGAAAAUGCCACCAAGGAUCUCUUGAUGGAAGGGCUGAGAGAGGAACAUCGUGAUGCCAUGAUGCAGAUCUCUGCCCAGCGGAAGCUACAGGAGAUGGUGGCGAAGGGGGAAUUAGAACCAGAAGACCUUGAAGGUGCGGUCAUAGAGGCUGGGCCAGCAGCGGUGAAGAAGACCAUACCUGUGAGAGGACGGCGGAGGCCAGCCAAUACGUCAAGCAACGGUCCUAGGCCAUCAAGUCAGCCGGGUGCAAGCACCUCAACUGCACCACCACCUCCCUUCCGCGAUGAGCUUGAAAAAGCAAACACUUCCCUUUUGAACACCAUCUUCGGCUCUACUUCUCACGGCAAGGACUGGGAUGACGACAAAGUCAAGGAGAUCCUCAGCGGGUGCCGAGCCAAAUUGAUUGGUGAAGGGCUUCUUGUUCCAUCCACUACCACGCCACCAGCUACGCAGAUCGACACUGAAGGCAGUAGUGGUGCCGAGCUUGAUGGUGAGCCGACUGGUGGAGGCAAGGCAAUGGCCCCAGCAAGGAAGAAGAGAGGCGGCAAGAGAGCGGGCAGGAGGUGA